AGUUUAUUUUGCUUUAACAAAUCGAGUGUUUCUAAUAAGUUUUUGUUUUGUUUUGCCGCUUUAAGCAAAAAAGUUUGUUUUCAAGUUAAUAUUUUUUUAACUUUGGUGUCCUUGGCCUUGUUGGUUAUAAAGGUCGUGAAAACCGAAACGCCGGAAUGUUGACCGUACUUUAUUAGUUGUUACUUAUAUCUUAAAAUUCUCGUUUAUCGGAAAGACAUCGGAUGUGUCAUUUAUAUCGUACCCAUAAACGUUACACGGCUUUGAAAAAAAGUGAAAUUACACCAUCAAAACAACGAAUGUGCGAUGCUACGGAGUGUAUUCAGUGGACGUUUUCAGUAUAACAUUUCACAUCAUUCGAUUUUCUAUACCAACAGGAAAAGCACCACGCUCAACAAAUGAGUCAAUCACAAGAAGCAAGUGAAACCGAUAGCAUUUUAUCAAUAAAUUGCUAAAAGUUUUGUUAGCAGAAAAAAAUAACGGCAGAAGAAAAUUGAGUUUUGAGUAGUGUUUAAUUGUAGGAGAGAACUUCGAUAACAAACUGGUGUUCUUAUUAAUUCAGAUAUGGACGCAUAUUAUCGAUACGAUCCGACGGCUCCACGUGGUAUGGGUCCACCGGGAAAUGCUGGUGGUCCAUAUGCACGGCAUAGGGCACCACAUCCCAUGCAGCAGCAACAGCCUCAGUCUCAAUACCCUACAUAUCAGCCCACAGCGACUGAUAAUAUGUAUUCGAUGCCGGAUCACAACUCCGCAAUGGCUGGAAUGGGAGAUUCCUUAUGGGGGGCCCAGCCUCCUCCGCCGCCGCAGGCAAAUCCAUAUGCUGCUCCGAUGGGAUACGGACACCCACAAGCUCCGCAGCCCACACAAAGACAGGCUCCCACCGGAUACCGGCAGCAUAUGGGAGGAUAUCCUCAGCAAGAUUCGUCGAAGUUACAGUACCCUACUCAGCAGACGAUGAUGGGUGGAAUGAUGCCUCAGCAGGGCUACGCAUCGUUGAGCCAACCUCAACAACCUACCCAACAACAGCAACAACCGCAGCAACCGCAACAGCAACAACAACAGCGAGUUUCACAACUUUACCCACAGGCUGGUCAUUCAAUGUAUCCUGGAGCUCCAGUGGUUCAGCCGCAAACUGCAACUCCACAAACCGGUUACGCUUCGUAUGCGCCUGCAAUGACGCAGCAUACGAAUCGGACUACCCAGCAGCAUGUUUAUAAUCAGCAUCAAAUCGAUCAAACUGCUUAUGGACAGCACAUGAGUGCGAGCCAGGUACCGACAAGUCACCAUCAGAUGGGAACUCCACAGCAGCAAGCUCCAGGUCAACUACCGCAGCAUCCAUCGCAACAGUCUCAUUUGCCAAUACCCGGACAGGCGCCGCAAAGUCAGCAACAAAUGCAUGCCAGUCAGAUACAGCCUGUUCAGCAACAACAACCUUCACAGCAGCAACCACCACACGGAGGUCAACAGGCGCAUCCGCAGUCACAUCCCCAACAACAUCCAGGUUUGGCAGGAUUGAGUCAACAACAAAGCCAGCAGCAGAGUAGUCUGCUUGCUGCUCAACAUCCUGGCAUUGUUCAUUCACAACAGGCCAACAGUCAGGCCGGUCUCAUGCAUGGCAGUGCGGGCCUGGGAACAGCACUAUCACAAACCCAACCAGGUCAACAACCUGGAAGCCAUCACAGUACCAGUACGCUAGGUGGACACCAGAUGUCUCAUGCUGCUAUGCAAAAUGUACCAGGGUAUGGCACGAGUGCACCACAGCAGCAGUCGUACAUGCCCAACGCCACUAAACAACAACCACAACAACACGGUAGUAGCCCACAGUAUAGGGCGCCUUUUCCGCAGUUGUCUCCUCAAAUGUCACCUCGACCACCCCAAAUGUCCCCGCAUACACAGAUGUCACCCCGUCCGGUAAUGUCACCUGCAAAACCACCGGGCAGUGUCACAUCGCAAGCACCACAGACAACACUUCCGACGACGAUGCCACCACACCCACAGCACAUGGCAACGUCUGGCGGAAGUAUACAAAGUCCUAGGCCACAGCAAUCGAUGCCGGCUACGACAAAACUGACAACAUCAUCAGCUGGUGCAUCGGUUAACACAUUGCAGGCUCUAGAACAAAUGGUAAUGCCUCCACAAUCGGCUACUGCGGGUAUGGAGUACUCACAGGCAGCCGCUUAUCGAGGACCUCCCCUUCAACAGCAAUUGCAAAACAAUCCUCUGUCUCCGUUAGGGCCGCGGCUGCCGAUGUCCCCACAACAUCACCAGCAGUGGCCACCAAUUGUGCAGAGACCAGGAAGUGGAGGAAUCAACGGAAAUUCACAUCUAGGAAUGCCCCAGCAGCAGCAGCCAACACAACCACCACCACAACAGCAACAGCCGCAACAAACACAGCAACAAAUGGGAAAUCAGCACCUACCGCCAAUGCAUUCCCAUGCACCGCAUUUACAUGUUUCUCAAGCUUCUCAUGUCCCUCCCCCACACGCUCAACAGAUCUCACAGUUGAACGACAUUUCCAGUCUAAUACCGCCUGUGUCGCAAACAAUGUCUGUGAUACCGCCAUCGCAAGGCCCGCCAACUGGGCUGCAGUAUAGCAAUUUAGAUGAUAAGAGCCUUGUCGAAACUGUUCCGCAACAGCAACAACCACAAUCUGUACAUAGCCUACAUCAACCACAUCUGUCGCAACCUCAACAGCAAGCGCAGCAACAACAGCAGUCUCAGCAACAGCAGCUGCCGACAAUGCAUCAACCUCAUCAGAUGACAUCUCAACAACAACAGCAACCCAUGUUAACACAACUGCAACCACCAACGCAUAUGCAGCAAUUGCAACAACCUCAACACGCUGCACAUCUUGCUACCAUGCAAGCUGCAAUGGUCUCCCAACAACAACAGCAACAACAACAACAACAACAGCAACAACAACAGCAGCAGCAGCAGCAACAACAGCAACAGCAACCGCCACCACAGCAACCUCCGCCGGUCGUUCCUUCAUCACAUACGCUUUCACAGCAGCUGCAAUCACCAUCAUUUAAUGAUGAGAUGAUGAUGUCGCCAAGCGGCCAGCAGCAGCAACACAUGGCGAGUGCAAACGUUCCAGCGGUUGCGUCUGUAACAUCCGCCUCUUCCAUCGGCCAUCAAUCUGCGAUCCCUCAAGCACCACAGAUAAGUGAACUUCAACCCAUCCCGUCGGUGAUACCAACACCAACACCACAACAUCAACAACAGCAACAGCAACAACCUCCGCAACAAUUACAACAGCAACAGCCAACGCAGCAGCCGAUUAUGCAGCAUCCACUGCAAAGUCAAUCACAACAGCAAAUUAUCCCAUCAAAUAACACAACAGUACCGGAACUAUCUUUAUUGUCAACCGGAUCUGUUGAAACAAGUACGGUUAGUCUAGAAAACACGUCUGCCGCGACCAGCAGCGCCGAACCACGGCAACAAACAAAUUCAGAUCUCAGUCUCAUCGACAGUCUAGCUUCAAGCAACGCUAACGAAGCACCCCCGAGUCUAGGUGCAACCGGAUCUAUCCCAGAAUCUGCAGUCAGUGAAAGUGAUAGUUUGCAACAGCGUAACUCUGUAUCCGAGCAGAACAGCAGCAAUGAAGAAUCUCGUGACAGUAUCGUUCCGGCUCCGGCCGAAUCCAAUACUGAUGAGAGUAAAUCUUCUAGCUCUCUCAUGUCAGGCACAGAUUUCGAGGCUUUGAAUCAAGUAAACAAUGACAAUACCGGAGUUCUUCUAAACACAGAAUCGGGAUUGGAAGAUACCAUACGAGAUGUGAAAUCUUUGGCUGGUUUGGAUGCUGUUUCUUCUGUUCCAGAAACGAAAGAAAAACGAGAAGAAAUAUAUCAUUCGGAUAAUUCCAACCAGCAAGCUCCAGUCAUAGAUACCAAAAAGACUGAAACACAAUUGGAAUCGAUCACCACAAUCGAUCCGGUAACAUCGGUAACGUCACUGUCUGAGCUUCAAGCACCCGAAGUAACAACAGCAACCACCACCACGACUAGUCCGGAUCAAAUCCAUUCGGUUCCUACUUCAACGACUACACCCACACUGUCAACACCCGUAACGUAUCCAAACCAAUUGAAAGCGGAUCAACUACCAGGUGAACCAAUUAUCUCGACAAGUACUCCAGUGACAACGACACCGACCAACACAACCCAAUUGCCAUCACAACAACACCCACAAAUGCAUACUCAAUAUAAUGCGAUGGUUUCAGGACCAGGUCAACCUCCAAUGUAUGGAAUGCAUAUGUCACCCAGCGGCCCUAUGAUGCAUGGAAUGAUGAAUCCCGAUAUGAUGAACGCAUAUCAAACCCAUGCACAGGAACGCGCUGCUCUUCAGCAGCAACUGCAAGAAAUGUUCAAAGUCUCCAUGGCCGACAAUCAGGACAAAAUUAUGCGAAUGCAAGAACGCAUGGCGAUGCUGCAACAACACGAAACAAUGGAUGGGUGCCUCGGAGGAAAUCCACAGUGUAAGCUUCAUACACAUUCGAUGUAUUCAUCCACUAUGAUUGACAGUCCUCAGGUAACCAGUACCACAGGUCGUCGUGGCCGUACUCCUUCAAAUAAGCCACGGAAACCACGGCUAAAGAAAUCUGAAAAAUUAGCACAGGAGGCAGCUGCAGCAGUAACCGCUUCGCUAUCCGCCACACCCAUUCCAGGUGUUGAUUCACAACCACCUCAACAACACACGAUCACGUCAGGUGAUGAGGCAUCACAAACACCUGCUGCCGUCACGACUCUUCCGGUUUCUGAAGAUUCCGUAACGGCAGGAACUGGGUUAUCCGAAGUGACAUCAGAAGGUUUCAAUGAGAGUAUCGACUUGCCAGAAUCUCAAGACAAUCAUGCUACGGGUGAUUUGGACACAUCCACUGAUGCAAGUGGAAAGAAGCUAAAGAAACCACGAAAACCUGCGAAGCCGAAAGAACCGAAGAAACCUAAAGAACCGAAAGAGCCAAAAGAACCAAAAGAAAAGAAAGAAUCCAAGAAAAAAGACGAAAGCAAAAGUAAAAAGAAAAGCAACAAAAAGGGUCAAGCUGAGUUGGACGAUUCAUUGCCAGCGGAAAAUGUUAGUCAAGAUCAGGAUCUUUCCAAAGCAACAAGUGAAACGGAAGAAAAUGAAACACUGGCUUCACUCAUGCAUUCGCAAAAUUCUACGGAUGCUGUAACCGAACCUGAAAAAGAGAACAAAGGCGGGGAAGAAGUCGGAACGGAAGUAACAGAUUUUGACGACAUUCCUGGCUCAAAAAUUCCCAUCAAGAGUUUAUUGGAAGAGAAGGCUGCUGAUAAUGAGGAAAGCACUGGAGAAACCGGUCAUGAAACUGAGGGAGAUACACCCAAGAAAAAGAAGAGCAGCAGUAAAAAGAAAGAACCUGGAAGUGGAGAAAAUAAGAAGAAGAGCUCAUCAAGCUCUUCACGGAAUCGAAAAUCGGGUGCUAGUGGGGGAGGAAGCAGUAGUUCUAAGAGUAGACCUUCUCGUACACGUAUUCGAAUGAUAACAGAAUCUGAUGGAGAGGGAGGCGAUAUGAUAAGUACUCCACCACCUUCACCACCGGAUGCGGAAAUAGAUAGCUCCAAAAGACGUUCAGCACGAAAUACCCAGCGUAAAAAGUACGUUGAUGACGUAAUGUUGCGUUUUUCGGACGACGAAUCUGGUUUAAUUUCACCGACACCACCGUCUCGUAAGGAAAGGAAAUCUGAGGCCGAAAAGAAGGAAGCGGCUGAUUCUGGUGCCACAGAUGCCACCACUGAAACGGGUGCUGAUGGUGCUGGGCCAAGUUCCAGCGGCGUUACAGCUGAAGGCGAAGAAAACGUCAGCACCUCAGAGGAAAAACCGAUGAGCAGUGUUGAAGCGAAGGUCGAAGAAAUAAGUAAACCUAACUAUGUAUAUGUAAACACUGGCGAUGAAGAUUCAAUGGUUGUGCAGUACGUGCUAGCUGUACGUAUGGGUAAACGAGAACUAAAACCAGACCCACCACCACCACCUCCAAAAGAGAAAACUCCUGAGCCUGAGGAAAAAAUGGAAACAGAAUCAGAAGCCAAGGAAAGUGACCCCAUUGAUGGUAAGAAACGUGUUGAAGAAGAAAAUUCAGGUGGCGAGUUAAAAACAGAUGAAGAAAAGAUAAGUGCUGAACCAGCUGUUGAAGAUAGCAAACCGGAGUCAGAAAAUAAGAAAGCCGAUGAUGAAUCAGAUAAAAAAGUGGAGAAGGAAGAUGAAAAGAUGGAAGUUGAAGAAAAACCAGAUGAUUCAGAAAAAAUAAAAGAAGAUAAGACAGAAGACGAUAAAAAAGAAGAGACAAACGAAACAACAAAGGACGAAAAAAUGGAAACCGAUCAAGAUGAUGAAGCCCCGAAAGAAACGGACAAAGUGGAGCCAGAGACGGAAAAGAAAGAAAGUAGACCUGAUACCAGCUCUUCAGAUACGAAGGAUGAAGAGAUGCCGGAGGGCGAGGUGAAAGACUCGGAUACAAUUGAGAAGAAAAAAGACCCUGAUGCAGAUGAGAAGGAUGAUUCAGAAUCUAAGGAAAGCAAAGAAGUAAAACCGGAAGAGAAGAAGGAACCUCCUGUUUUUAUAGAUGUGGAAGAAUACUUUGUCAAGUAUCGUAACUUUUCCUAUUUGCAUUGCGAAUGGCGAACGGAGGACGAGUUAUUCAAAGGUGAUAAACGUGUUGGUAACAAAAUAAAGCGUUUCCUUCAAAAGCAGCAACAACAGCUUAACAUUUUCGAAACUCUGGAUGAUGAACCAUAUAAUCCGGACUUCACAGAGGUUGAUAGAGUUCUAGAUGUUUCUGAACACACCGAUGAUGAUGGCAAGACUGUAAAACACUAUUUGGUCAAGUGGAAGAGUUUGCCAUACGAAGAUUGUACGUGGGAGCUGGAGGAUGAUGUGGAUACUCCCAAGAUUGAACAAUAUUACAAACACAACAAGAUUCCACCGAGAAGUGAAUGGAAAACAAAGAAACGGCCGCAUCCGGAUCAGUGGAAGGCUUUAGAAGAGUCUCCUACUUAUAAAGGUGGUAAUCGACUACGACCAUAUCAAUUAGAAGGUCUAAAUUGGUUGAAAUAUUCCUGGUAUAAGGGUAAUAAUUGUAUUCUGGCCGAUGAAAUGGGUCUGGGUAAAACGAUCCAGAGUUUAACGUUUGUGGAUUCGGUUUACCAGUAUGGUAUCCGAGGUCCAUUUUUGGUGAUUGCUCCCCUGUCGACAAUCCCAAAUUGGCAACGUGAGUUUGAAAGCUGGACUGAUAUGAACGUUAUUGUGUAUCACGGAUCGGCUACCAGUCGUCAAAUGAUUCAGGAUUAUGAAGUAUACUAUCGUCAUGCAAAUGGAAAAUACAUCAAGGAUAUAAUUAAAUUCAAUGUCCUCAUUACGACUUUCGAAAUGAUAGUGACUGACUACCAGGAUUUGAAACCUUACAAUUGGCGAGCGUGUGUUAUUGAUGAAGCCCAUCGUCUUAAAAAUCGUAACUGUAAGCUUUUGGAAGGUUUGCGUCAGUUGAAUCUAGAGCACAGAGUUCUUUUAUCUGGAACCCCUCUACAGAACAAUAUAAAUGAGUUGUUUUCAUUGUUGAAUUUCCUCGAGCCAAACCAGUUUGCCUCAAAUGAAGAAUUUGUUCGCGAAUUCGGAAGUCUUAAAACGGAGAGUGAAGUGCUUAAGCUUCAAGCAUUACUUAAGCCAAUGAUGCUACGUCGUUUAAAAGAUGAUGUGGAAAAAUCGCUAGCACCGAAGGAAGAAACCAUUGUAGAGGUCGAGUUGACAAAUAUUCAGAAAAAAUAUUAUCGAGGUAUUUUGGAGCAAAAUUUCUCUUUCCUAACGAAGGGAACAACUUCGGCUAAUAUUCCUAACUUGAUGAACACAAUGAUGGAGCUACGUAAAUGUUGCAUUCAUCCUUAUUUAUUGAACGGCGCUGAAGAUCAAAUUCAACAUGAUUAUCGUUUACAGAACGGUGAAGACGCCGAAGCAUACUACAAGAAUCUAGUUGUUUCGUCUGGUAAAAUGGUGCUCAUCGAUAAGUUACUGCCUAAACUAAAAGCAAAUGGACAUCGCGUGUUGAUUUUCAGUCAAAUGGUGCGUUGUUUGGACAUUCUUGAAGAUUAUUUAAUGUACAAAAAAUAUCCGUAUGAACGAAUCGAUGGCCGAAUUCGUGGAAAUUUACGACAGGCAGCCAUCGAUCGGUACUCUAAACCCGAUUCAGAUCGCUUUGUUUUUCUGCUUUGUACUAAAGCUGGAGGUUUGGGAAUCAAUCUAACGGCUGCAGACACGGUCAUCAUUUAUGAUAGUGAUUGGAAUCCACAAAACGAUCUGCAGGCCCAGGCUCGCUGUCACCGUAUCGGUCAGCAAAAGAUGGUUAAAAUAUAUCGUUUGUUAUGCCGUAACACUUAUGAAAGAGAAAUGUUUGACAAGGCUUCCCUAAAGCUUGGCUUAGAUAAAGCUAUUCUUCAAAGUAUGAAUACUGCUCAGGGAAAAGAAGGAACAGGCAAACAACUGUCUAAGAAAGAAAUUGAAGAUUUACUGAAAAAAGGUGCAUAUGGUGCCGUGAUGGACGAUGAUGCUGGAGAUAAGUUUUGUGAAGAAGACAUUGACUCCAUUUUAUUGCGACGUACACAGAUUAUUACAAUGGAAAGUGAGAAAGGCUCAACGUUUUCGAAAGCUUCAUUUGCCGCUGCGGCUAAUCGCAGCGAUAUCAAUAUCGACGAUCCCGAUUUCUGGAACAAGUGGGCUAAAAGGGCGGAAAUCGAUCCUACUGCUUGCGAAAAAGAUGAAACAGAGGAUCUGAUUGUAGAUGAACCGAGACGACGAACGCAGAUUAAACGCUACGGCCAUGACGAAGGUGUCAUGGAUAUGUCCGAUGAAUCAUCCGGUGAACACGGUAGCGAAGGUGAGGAAGGCGGUAUGGGUCUGAAAACUCGCAGCAAGCGUAAUCGUGCCAAAGAAGCCAAACACAAAAAACAACAAAUCGAAAAAGAUGACUAUAUUCCACGUGAUCGUGAUACUUUGGCGGCUCUCGGGUUUGAUGAAGUUUCCUACGGUAACUGGGCCAAAUCGGAAUGCUUCAAAGUUGAAAAAGGGUUGCUUUCGCAUGGUUGGGCGCGUUGGACAGAAAUUUUGGAACAGGGUCAGUUCAAACGUGGCUGGCGAGAGCAAGACGUCGAGGAUUGUGCUCGUGUUAUAUUAUUGUAUUGUCUCGAUCGCUAUCAAGGAGAUGAAAAAAUUAAAAGUUUUAUUUGGGAUCUUAUCACUCCCACUGAAGAAGGAGAACAACGAGAGAUAUCACGUAACCAUAGUGGCCUACAUAACUUAGUCCCUAGAGGUCGCAACGCGAAGGGUCGCAAAUCAACAAACCCAAUACUGAAACGUGAAGGUAGUGUAACCGAGGCUAACGAGGAUGGUUCGUCAAAUUCUUCCGGUACGGCAAUAACCAAUCAGCCGAAAGAAACGACACCAACUAAGCCUUCCAAAUCGGGUUCUGAAAGUGGAGGCUCAAAUACACCGAUAAAUGAUCCAACUCACUGGAGUAAGGAUGAAAAGUAUGAUGCGGACAAGUUUUUGGACAUCAACUACAAAAAGCAUCUUACGAGACACGCUAACAAAGUUCUGCUUCGGGUUCGAAUGUUGUACUACAUAAAACACGAGGUCUUGGGAGAUCUCAUAACACAAAUACACGAAGGCGUCAACGCGAGCGAUCUGCCCAUUCGCCCGCCACCGACUCCCGAUCAGCUGCCGUGCUCAUGGUGGAAUCCAAAUUGUUGCGAUCGCAGUCUCUUAGUUGGCACGUACAAGCACGGCUGCGAAAACUACCGCGUGAUGCGAGCUGAUCCGAUGCUCUGCUUCCAGAGCCACUGCGGUCCUGGUGACGGUAUUAUCGAGGAACCAGCAGUCGUUAAAGAAGUCGAAGACGAUGCCAACUCGAAGCAAGGCGAUAACGAAGAAGAUCCAGAAGAUGGUCCUUCAGAGGCUCGUUCCUCGUCCGCCGGCGUUGAAUCCAAGGACGAUGAUGAAGAAUCCACAGCUGGCACUGGCACGAGUGCUGCACCAACGCCGGCUCCGUCCGAUACCAAUCCAGAAUUGCUGUGGCCAUCGAUGCAAGAUUUGAAUACUCGGUUGCGGCGCGUCAUCACCUCGUAUCAGCGCAACUAUAAAAAAGAAGAACUGAAACAACAACAGAAGGCCAAGCUACAGGCAAUAGUUCCGCCAAAUGUCCCUAUGGUCGGUCAAUCUUCAUCAACUCCAACAACGCCCUCGAGCACCCCGGGCCCAGUAAUGAGUGGUGGAAUGACACCACAACACCAGCAGCAACAACAACAGCAAAUGCAAGGAGGGCAAACGCAACAGCAAUCAGGAGCGAUGACACUUGGGCAUAACCUGAUGGGUAGCAGUGGAGGUGCCACUAAUAGCGCUUCCACUUCCUACGCCAGCACAAGUGGGUUAAGUAAGAAUCAACAACAGCAAGGGGCCGGAGGUAUGUCUAUGUCCGGAACGACAUCGACCUCGGGUAUGCCAACCGCAGCCGAUUUCAGUCUGAUGCUGAGUUUAGGAUUGGGCCUCAAUCCGGCCGAUGCCUCACAGCUGGCUAAUCUUGAUCUUCAAAAGCUGGCCAUGUACUUGAAAAUGGAACGUCGUGAAAAAACCGAGCAAGUUAUGCGAGAAAGAGAAAGAGUUCGGUUAGAACAGAUACCCAAAAAGUGGACCCGCAGAGAAGAAAAUGAAUUCAUCAGAGUACUCACAGGAUAUGGAAUUGAUUUGUUACCAAACACAGCCGUUCCGACUCCAGAUUGGUCAAGAUUCAAAGUAUUUGCUAAGUUGGACAAAAAAACCGAUGAAAACUUGAGUGAUUUCUACAAGGUUUUCAUCGCCAUGUGCAAGCGCCAAGCCGGCGUUAAGUUGGGUGACGACGAGAAGAAUCUGGAGGGGUUAGUUGAUGAUAUUACCGAAGAUCAUGCAAAACUAAUUUUAGAUCGGUUGGAAUUACUUUCGAAAGCCCGAGAAAUCAUAAAGCAUCCUAAGCUGGAUGAAAAUAUUAAACUUUGCGAAAAUAACCUGGACACUCCCGAUUGGUGGAUUUCGGGGAAGCAUGACCGUGAACUGCUUCGGGCUGUGCUGAAAUACGGUAUCUAUCGCUCAGAACAGCUGAUACUGGCUGAUCCAGAGUUUCCAUUUUUCGAAGCUGCCAAAAAGUAUCUCCAGGAUUUGGAGAUGCAGAUUCAGCUGCAGAACCAACAGUUGAUGAAAAUGCAGGCUGCGAAGGCGGAGGCAGCCGAACGAGCAGAGUCAGCUGUAAAGCAAGAAAAAUUGGACGCUGUUCUUAAGCAAGAGAAGAGUAGUAUCAAAGAAGAAAGUUCUUCAGAAGAGGUGUCCAAGUUGGAUGAGAAAAAAUCUGAAAAGGAGGAUAUUCCAACUAAUGUAGAAAUAAAAAACGAAGAAGAAGUUAAGAAAGAAAAAGAAGAAGAAAAAGCUGAGAGCCUUACCCGCGAUGAUGAGGCUAAAGAAACACCUGAAAAAUUAACGGAUGAAGAAAAGAGUGCUGAAACAUCUGAAGGAACUGAUACUGAGGCAAACAAAAAAGAGAUACCAGAAGAUACCAGUGAGAAGGUUGAUGAAUCGCAAACUGAAGACGCGGAUAAACCAGAUUCAGAACCUAAACCAAUGAAGUCAGAUGAUGCAGAUAGUUCUAUGGAAGUAGACAAAGAUGAAGCCACAGAAAAUGAAUCGACUGAACAAACUAAGGAAGAAACACAAGCCAUUGACUCUGACGUGAAAGAAGAGAGUAAGGCAAGUGAAGAAAAAUCAGAACCCGAAAUUAAAGAUAGUGAAACAAAAUCGGAUGAGCCCAUAAAAGAACCAGAACCGUUGACUGCGACAAAGAAAGAAGAAACGGAGGAAAUCAAAAAGACAGAUAAAUUGGAUCGCGAAUCAUCACCGGAUGUGAUUAUCUUGGAUGAACCGAAACCAGCAGAUAUAAAACCGAAGACGCUAAGCGAAGAAGAAAAAUGUUACAAGCAAGCUGCAGAACUCAAAGCAAGAUUUCCGGAUUUGGAGGUUUUCCAACCUCUAAUGAAAUUGAAACAACUUGACAGCAGUGUGUCAAAAGAAGAUUUCAAAAAUAUAAGUAAAUUUGCGAGCAUGAUCGACACUUCAAUGAUAGUUAAAUGGUUCCGUGAUUUCGCCCUGGAAAGACGUGUGGGCCACAUUAUUUACUGUAUCGAACACGCUGAAUGGCCUGUCGGCAAAUCUUAUUCAGCCUACACAGGCUGUUUGGGAAUCGAUCUAGACAUUCCGCUUCAUGAGACAAUCAAGCGGAUUAUUCCCGUCGAUGGUGAUUCGCGACGGUCUACUUCAAGCACUCCAGAUGUGAUCACAAUUACAACGGAUCACGCCAGUGCUAAACAAAUUAGCCAGGCAGCGUUAUCGGCACAAUCAGCGGCUGCAGCAGCAGCCGCAUUGUCCGCCAUCGGGCUAGGUUCGGGUUCCGGUGGCACACAAGGCCUCAGUCAGAACCAGAUGGCGGCGGCGGCUGCUGCGGCUGCGGCUGCCGCUGCUGGCGUAACGCUCCCGUCAAGUAAGAGCCGCAAGAGACACAUUGCUAUUGAUGUUGAAACUGAAAGGGCCAAAUUGCAUGCUUUGUUGAAUAAUACUCAGAGUCCAGUUUCGUCACCAAAUUUGAAAUCUCAACCGCCACCAUUGAAAUCUGCUAGUGGUGGUCAAUGGAACGAUGACGAAAUAGUCGAUGCUAGACGAAGUAGUAGCAACAGUUCGGCAAAUUCAGGAGGUCUCCAACCGCCGCCGGCUCAUCAGCACGGACCACGAAAUCCAAUGUCUUACGCCAAACCAACGGUUAUUCCUGGUACAUCAAGCACACUCACUCCAAUAGAUCUUUCUGCUGGGUACAGUUUACCGAAGGUUAACAUGGCAGAUAUGAUAAAGAAUCCAAUGGAUUUGAGCGAGGUACAGGAUUUCUCCAUCGGUAAAAAGCACAAAGGAAGCGCUAUGGAUAGUCUUCCGCGGGGCUUAUCAGCAACAAGUAUCAGCCUCACCAAUGCAGGUGGUAGUUCGUCAAUGCCUUCUCCAUCGGCGGCGGUAGCAGCUGCAGCAGCGGCUGGCAAGGGCAAACUGAACGAUAUGUUGUCUAAACUGAUGAAGAAAAACAAUGUUAGUGUGCCUAUUGAGGAGCCUCCCUUAGGUAAAGAAAAGAAACGUCGGAAGCUUGACGAAAUUGUUCUCGGAUUGUCGGCUGCCAAGGAACAGAAGACUAUAUUUGGAGAUCCGACUCCGCCGGGUGGAAGUUUCUCUGGAAGUUCGAUGAAGAAACCACAGAUUCCACCAAGUGUAUCUGUGACACCGGCUAGUGCACCCAGCUCAAUGAGUCAACAGCCGCCACAGAAACCGUUUACCAUAACGGUUACAAGUGUUCCCGGCACAUCCAAGAGCGGCCAGAGUAGUUCUAGCUCUAGCUCUGCUAGCGGAUUGGCAGCACUGCAAAAUAUGUCCGGAAUGGGUGCUAUUUCGACAAAAGACAGUUUGAACGCUUUGUUUGCUCAGGCAGCUCAAGCCGAACAGCAAGCGUUCCUUAAACAACAACAAAAACUUAUUCAAGCGAUGCCGGCCAACUCGCCCCAACGAAAGGCAUUCGAAGUGAUGUUUGCAGAAAUGAAACAAGCCGCCGAAUUAAGUUCAAAGUUGGGUCAAUACGGCUCCGCUGCACACGACGCUAAAGUUAAUAAGUGGUUGGCUGAACAAACAGCUGCUCUCACUGAGCAUGCGAUGGGAAUGGAUUAUUUGUCAAGAUCCUCCCGACGAUCAUCUUCGUCUAGUUCAGCUUCCCAAGCGACAACUCCAACGUCUUCUCGAUCCGCUAGAAAUGCAUCGAGUGCCAGUUUACAACAACAGCAACAUCAUCAUGCACAGCAACAGCAGCAACAACAUCAACAACAGCAGCAACAACAAAUGGACAGUAAUCCAAUGGCCUUCAAUUGGAAAAAUCUUACCGGAGAAGAAUAUGUUUCUGUUAUAAACAAAAUCAACGGAAAGCGGUUAACUGGAACCAAAGCACCGCAGCUAAAGCGACUUACCCAGUGGCUAGCAGACAAUCCAGCGUACGAGAUCGAUCCGAAAUGGGCUGAAUCUAUCACCCUCCCUCCAACGCCUUCGUCAAUGUCCAAACAGCAGUCACAUCAGGAUUCAGUUAGUUCAGCAUCUGCUGCCGCUAAGCAGAUGAGGUCUUCAUCCAACUCGUCAUCGAUGAUGUCUCAAUCUAGUGGUGCUUAUGGUAGCGGUGCUGGUGGUGGAGGAAGCAGUAGUCAACAGUCGUCCUCAACGCCACCCAAGAAGCAUAGCAGUAGUAGUAGCGCUAACGCUGCGGCCAAUAUGGCGUUCCCAGGUUUAGCUGGAUUGAAUGCAAACCUUUUGUCUAGUAUUCCUGGAUUGGGAAACUUCGAUCCAAAAAAUAAUCCAUUGUUAAUGCCUUUUGGUGGUAUGCCCGGCUUGAGCGGCUUAGGUGGUUUGGGAAAUAUGAACAACAUGAAUCUCUUCGCCAGUUUGGCUGGAUUACCUGGACUGUCUGGAAUGGACGCUCAAAGCUUAGCUGCUAUGAUGGCAGCAGCUGGAUUAGAUCCAACAGCGGCACUCGCUGCUGCUACUGGUACGCCGACAAAAGGCAGCAGCAGCAACAGCUCCAAGCAAGGUAGGAAAACGGUAAAUGAUGGAUCCAGUAGCUCAUCCCCUCAACAGCAGAGCAGUAGCAGUAGUAGCAAAAAUUCAAGUUCACAACAGGCAGCAGCAGCAGCGGCGGCCGCAGCAGCUGCUAACAGCCAAUUUCCUUUCUUCUUCCCUAAUCCCAGUUUAUUGUACACCCCUCUGGGAUUGGGUGGGCUGAAUCCUUACGGUAUCCCCGGAGCUGGGUUAGGAACUAGUGGUUCCACAACUAGUACGACCACUUCUUCAAGGCAAUCUCAAUCUAAGCAAAGCAGUUCCCGAGGAAUGGGAAGCAGUUCUCAAACUUCGGCUUCUUCGCCAAGUGGCAGCAAAUCUAGAAGUUCCAGUUUAAGCAGCCAGCAAGCAGCUGCAGCUCAACAGGCUGCUCUCGAAGCAGCUCAGUUACAACAGCUGUUGUUACCACAUGAUAAGCACCUUUUGGAUUCCUUAACUCGUUCUGCGGGUUUGGAUAUUACCCAAAGUUCUAGAAGUAGUAGUAGUAGUUCAAGUUUGUCUGACAAAAGAGCUCGUGAGAGUGCAGCGGCUCAGCAGGCUAAUAAACAAGCAUUAGAAAAAUUGGAACGCGAAAGGAGAAAGAUUCUUGAAACAUUGUCCCAGGGUGCAUUCCCGGCAGAUUUGGCGGCUAUGCAAGCUUUUGCUAGUGGUAAGUUGCCUGGUUCAACUUCUUCAGCUUCUCCAGGACACAGUUCCUCUUCAAAAAGUGGAGGUAAUAGCAGCAAUAGCAACAGUGUAUCUGCUUCGAAUGCUUCUGCUGCGGCAGCAGCAGCAGCUGCUGCAGCUAUGAGUGCAAAGGAUCUGCAGUUACCGUUGCAUCCAGACUUCAGCCAAGCGUUAUUUGCUGAAAUGGCAGCACAAGCUUUGUCAGCAAGUGCAACAUCUGGUAGUAGUUCGUCAUCAUCAACCUCUGUGAAUAAAUCACGCGAUCAAGAACUCAAAGAAGCUUUUGAACAGCUUAGUAAAAAUCCACUUGAAUUACUUGCUCGUAGCUUAGGGGUCGGGCCAGCAAUAUCUCUUAUACCGACUUCUUCUACAUCAACCACACCAACUGAAUCUAAACGAUCUUCCUCGUCAACCAGUAGAAUGGAAUUGCAGCAACAACAGGCGCAACAAUUACACAAUCUAUCCAAACUCGACCCUAAAACAUUAAUGCUCGGAACUCAUCAAGAUGAGAUGAAGAGUCCCCGAGCUCGUUCGUCGACAGAUUCACUUGCUAGCCUGGAUAAGGUCACUCUAACUCCAGUACCAGCAGCAAGUAUAGCUGCUUCACUGCCAUCUCAAACAACCAUAUCAUUGGCAUCCCCUGUAGGUAUGCCGGGUGCCACUUCGAGCAGUGGUGGUUCCCUGAAUCUCAGUGCUAAGAGUCCCGUUUCGUCGACUGGCAGUAUUGCUGAACGGGAACGCGAUCGUGAGCGAGAACGUGAGCGAGAACGCGAACGCGAACGUGAACGUGACCGGGACCGUGAACGAGAACGUGAUCGUGAAAGGGAACGGGAACGAGAACGAGAUAGAAAUGAACGUAUUGAACGUGCAGAACGAGCUGAAAGAGCAGAACGCAAUCUUCGAUCAGCUGAAAUGGCCGUAGAUCACAGCAGAAGUUUAGCUUCGUCAAUUUCAGCUUCAGUUACUGCCACACCUUCAUUGCCCCAGAAUUUAUCUGCUUCAUCGUCAGCUAGUUCGGCAAUCCCAUCCGCAUCGGUAACUGUAGUUGACACAGCACAUAACCAAGAAAUGGAUCUCGAAGAUUUGAUAGCUCCUUCCAAGUUGUCGAAAUCUGGUAAUGUGCUCAACAACGAAGAUGAUCCUCAAAAGCAAAUAAUGAUGCUCAAACAGAAGCAAAAAUUACUGCAACAGGAACAAAUGAAAAAACUUCAAGAAGCUCAGGAAGCUCAACGUCUUCUAGAACAUCAUCGCAUGGCUGAACAGAAAAAACUUCUAGAAGAACAGGAAUUGCUCCAGAAACAACAAAUGGAACAACAUGUCCAAGAACAAGCGCAGGCACGUGAACUUCGGCACAAGCGUAGGCGAGAAAGGGAGGAAAACGCCGAACGUGAUCAUAAGCGUCCCGAAGCUGAACAUGAAGAAUCUGGGCAUCAUGAUGUUUCCGCAGAAUCCGUGCCACACGAUGGUUCUAUGGACAUGACUACUCACGAUGAACCGGAAAAUUAUAGCCGCGAAACAAAAGAACAUCAUCAUCAAGAAGAGCAACACCAUCAAGAGCAAGAUCAACAACAGGACGCAAAACUGCAACACCAUGAUGCUUUGCAAAAACAACAACAUCAAGAAGAAAUGGAUCGACAAGACCGUCGAGCAUCUCGAAGAAGUCAUCACCAAGGAUCUGCUGAUCAACACCAAUCGGAUGAGUUGGAACGUACUCCGGAAACGACACCGGUAGCUGCUUCGUCCCGCAAAUCUACACGUUCAAGUACAGACGCAGGAAAUUCUUCUGGAGGGGAAUCGAGCAGUGCUGCUCCAAUGACUCCAUCAUCUUCCGCUUCUGCAGGGGGAUCGAGCGGUGGGGGUAGACGUGGUGCUCGCGGCAAACGACGCCGAAGCAUUGAAGAUUUAGAUGCAACGCCAGGGGUUCCCGAACGGAAGCGAGAACUUCGGUCCAGUGCCGGACGACAAGCAGCUGCCGCUGCGGCACGUAUGGCAGCCGAAGCUAAGGCAGCUGCAGCCGCGGCUGCUGCGGCUGCCGCUGCUGCAGCUCAGGAGUCAGAGAGUUCGCUGAACCUGUCUAAAGAUUCUUCUGACAAGGAUGAGCAGCAACCGAUUUGAUUGAAAAUGAGUAAAUGACGCUUAUAAUUUUAGGUUAAAAGUUUUCGUUUAUUGUACAGUGUUUUAUAUAGGAAUCGUUUAAUAUAAGUUUUUUUCGUGGAUUUUCGAAGAAAGUGUAAAUGAUGAGAGGUAAAUUCGCGUGUAGAUUAGCAAACAUGAUUUUUACUGUUGAAGCUUCCACCUAAUCUGUGCGAUGGUUUUGUUGAGCUCUCUUCGGGUAUACGGUAAAGGAACGCUUUUGAUUGUGAUCUGAUUUUUGGCAUUGCUGAAAUCAUGUGGGAGAUUGCUUUCAAGACCGUUGUUCUUUGUACGCAAAAAACUAUCCUCUGCCAGCUGGUUGGAUGCUUUUCCAUUUUUAAAAUCUUUUAUGUGCCCCGUUCGGAGAUGAUCUACGUCAGAGUGAGGACCGUUAUUCGUGUAUUAUAAACCCAUAUUUUAAUAAUUUAGAAAAUAACGACUACGAAAUAUUACAACAUGAGUUAUUUCUAAAAAUUGUGUAAGGAAGUGACUGUUUCAAGAGACUACACUAACUGUGUAUUAAAGUUUUAUGUAAAAGAAAAUAACGAUACAUUUUUGUACUACCUAGGACCUAGACGAAACCAGUCAUUCGAAAAAAAAAAAACAAAAAGUGAAAAAGUAACUUAUGGACAAAUAAACAACACUAAUUAAUUUGUUGUAAUAAAAUUAAAACGGAAAAAAGUUAGAUAUACACUAGAUUUGUGAAUCAAAAGUGUUAGCCUAGUAUCUGAAACAAAUCAAAGUAUAUAAUUUAUUUUUGUUUAGGUCUCCAAGAAGACUCAGAAACGCCUGUAAAUAAAUAACCAACUUUUAGUCAAGAAAAACACUAGCAAGGUGUACAAGUUAUCUAUAGAAAAUUAACACACUCUUCAAAAGAAACUAGAAUAAUAAUCACAAAAAUAUCAGAUUUAAGUCACACACAUGAAUGGGAGCUACCCCUGUGUAAAUAAUGUGUAGCAGAUGGAGUUAUCUGUGGGUUGCCUGCGUUGGGAAAUUUAUUGGAUCUUGUGGUAAAUUAUCUUUCAUGGUUGCUGUGAAGGACGACAAACCACGACGGAUUUUUUUUUUGUUUUCUGUUGAUUCCAGGAUACAAGAAGAAUUAAACAUCGUCAGAGAUAGACUGAAUUUUUGCUAGGAACUCCAAGAACUACCCAUAGAAAGCAUUAAAACAAUUUUCUGUAUCAGAGUAGAGAGCUGGGUAUUGUUUCAAAUUGUGAAAUUUUUUCCGCGCUCCCAUCGCUGUGGGUGGGUUGUUCAUUUGCUGGGGGGAAAUUUUACAGUUUCAAACGAAAAAACGAUGACCUCUACUUUUUCAACUGCAAACAGAUUUCGACCGAGACACACCAACCACAAUACAAACUAGGGUGGACAUUAGGGAGAAACAAAUAGCUUGGGACUUAAAUGUUCCUAAGCGGGUUUUGUGAGAUAGACUUCUGUUCUUUUGGAAUCAAGAAAACUAUAGAGCGAUAUGGUAAAUAGGGGAAACAGCCUUGUUAUUGGCACCCGAUGAAGGAAGAAGAAACUAAAAAACAGCUUAAAAACAAACAAAAUUUAGAAGUAGUAGUAAUUUAUCUCCAAUAUUUGAAAAUUAAAGUUUACAAAGUAUAACUAGCAAACAAAACACGUAAUAAUUGCGAAUAAAAAAAAUCAUAAAUAUCGAAAAAUGAAAA
Molecule: messenger RNA, 19169 nt
Organism: Uranotaenia lowii
Lineage: Eukaryota; Metazoa; Arthropoda; Insecta; Diptera; Culicidae
Gene: kis
Exons: 18
Coding region: 562-17481 (5639 amino acids)
Biological process (GO): chromatin remodeling; regulation of gene expression
Cellular component (GO): nucleus; chromatin
Molecular function (GO): ATP-dependent chromatin remodeler activity; ATP binding; histone binding
Source: RefSeq, a predicted model, not a curated record